CACACAAAAACAAGUGGAUUUCAUGCUAAAACGCCGUUGUAAGAUUUUCAAUGCCAACAAAAUCUAUUGUAAAUCGUCACCCCUCGACGCGCGCGCGCGCGCACGCACGUGUGUGUACGGGCUGCAUCCUGCAUAUCUUUGUUCGCGUCUGCAUCUGAUAUGUGUUGAGAUCAACUUGCGCUCCGACUCCUCUGCCUGCGCGCGACCCUAAAGACCACCUGCACCUGAGUCUGGAGGAGAGUAUUUUUAACAGCAGGGGUGCGAGCGCGGCGCUCCAAAAGCUCCCAGACCUCAUCACUUAUAUUGGGUUAUGCGCGUGGACUCGUCGGCUUUUUGAGAAGCGUACAGACCGCACUCGUCUUUUUUUGUCGGAGUUACUGGGUCUUGGACUCUCACUCGGGCGGAUAGAGAGACGGAUCUCCACCGGGAUCUCCUCGCACCGCGACUGUACCUGGAGAAUCCGAUUGACUCAAAUAGAACACAGAGGAGAAUCUUGUGGAGUCUGUCCUUCUUUCACCCAGCGAGAGACAGCUGAGUUUAAACUCAAUCUGAACUCAUUUUAGCACAACUUCCGUAACUCUGACAAGCAGUAUGUGGGACAUUAAAAGGUUAUGAGUGCACUUACAGCUUGGUGAUCCACAAACACAGACAAGCCAAUGAGAGGAUGGCCAGAGGUCACAUGAUCUACAGAAGCGCCUACCAGCCGGUACUACUGAUUCUACUGAGCGCGCUCCAGCUGGCGCAUAUGCAAUCUGCUCCUCGCUUCACUCGAACUCCCACUGAUCAGAUAGGAGUUCAGGGCGGCGUCGCCUCCUUCGUCUGUCAGGCCACUGGAGACCCACAACCCAAAAUCACAUGGAGCAGAAAAGGCAAAAAAGUCACCAACCAGAGAUUUGAGGUGAUAGAGUUUGAGGAUGGCUCAGGGUCUGCGUUGCGAGUGCAGCCGCUUCGAACCCCCCGUGACGAGGCUAUUUAUGAAUGUGUUGCUUCUAAUGAAAUUGGGGAGAUCACCGCCUCUACGCGUCUUAGCGUUCUCCGCGAGGACCAGCUCCCUGCGGGCUUUCCAUCUAUAGACAUGGGCCCUCAGCUGAAGGUGGUGGAGCGGUCUCGCACCGCUACCAUGCUGUGUGCAGCCAGCGGGACGCCUGACCCCGAAAUCACCUGGUUUAAAGAUUUCCUGCCCAUUGACACACACACUCACGGCCGCAUCAAACAGCUGCGCUCAGAGUCCUUUGGGGGUACGCCUAUCCGAGGUGCACUUCAGAUUGAUCAGAGUGAAGAAACUGAUCAGGGUAAAUACGAGUGUGUCGCAACCAACAGUGAAGGAACACGCUACUCAACACCAGCUAACCUUUACGUCAGAGAGUUAAGAGAUGUGCGGCGAAUCCCUCCUCGAUUCUCUGUGCCACCGAUGGAUUAUGAGAUCAUGCCGGGAGGAAGUGUGAACAUCACCUGUCAGGCGGUGGGGGUUCCUAUGCCAUAUGUCAAAUGGAUGCUGGGAGCCGAGGAUUUGACACCAGAAGACGACAUGCCUAUUGGGCGAAAUGUUCUGGAGCUCACCAACGUACGCCAGUCUGCCAACUACACGUGUGUCGCCAUGUCUACACUCGGAGUUAUAGAAACUGUUGCCCAGAUCACAGUUAAAGCUCUUCCCAAUCCUCCAGGAAGUCCAGUUGUAAUGGAGCGAUCUGCCACCAGCAUUACUCUCAUGUGGGACAGUGGAAAUCCACACCCUGUUUCUUACUACAUCAUCCAGUAUCGUCCCUCCUCGUCCACCGACCCCUUCAAAGAAAUUGAUGCCAUUGCAACAACCCGCUACAGUGUUGGUGGGCUCAGCCCCUACUCCCACUACCAUUUCCGGGUGGUGGCGGUGAACUCAAUCGGUCGCGGCGCACCGAGUCCAACCGUGGAUGCUCGAACGGCGGAACAGGCACCCAGUUCCCCUCCUCGCCGGGUCAGGGGUCGAAUGCUGAGCGGAUCCACAGCCAUGGUGCAAUGGGAGGAGCCAGAGGAAGCCAACGGCCAGGUGGUUGGUUACAGGGUCUAUUACACAUCAGAUUCAUCGCUUUCUGUCAGCCAAUGGGAGAAGGAGAUGGUUCGAGGGGCCAAUUUUUUGAACAUACGAGACUUGACCCCCAACAAAACCUAUUAUAUUAGAGUUCUCGCCUUCACCGCAGUCGGAGAUGGACCUCUUUCCAGUGAUUUGCACAUCAUUGCUAAAACAGGAGUCCCGUCGCAACCCACCGAGCUGAAGGCAGAGGUGAAAUCAGAGACCAGCAUCCUUCUGUCGUGGAUCCCUCCCGCUCACAGUGGCACAGAUGCCAUCACUGGCUAUGAGCUCAUUUACAGACUUGGAGACCAGCCAGAGCAGAAAAUAACAUUUGAUCCAAGCUCCAGUUAUCUGCUGAAGAAUCUGAAGCCGUUUUCCACCUACGUAUUUCAGCUAGCAGCGCGCAGUAAACACGGCCUGGGGGCUUUUACAAGUGAAAUCACCGUUCAGACUCCACAAACACAAUCCAUACCCCCUCCUCAGGACGUAACUUGCACAAGCCCCUCCUCCACAAGUCUGCUUCUCAGCUGGGCCUCGCCCCCCACUGAUGAAAAUGGGAUUGUUACUGGGUACUCCAUCCGAUAUGUGGCAGUUGAACGGGACAAAGACCCUGUUCAAAAGAUCUCAGACAUCCCGUCUAAUUGUUUCCGAUAUCGAAUCGAGGGACUGAAGAAAGGGACCUUGUACUCUGUGACCAUCGCUGCCCACACUGACAAUGGUCAAGGGCCUGAAAGCCUGCCGAUAUUGGUCCGCACAGAGGAAGACGUGCCCAGCGCACCGCCGCGGGGUGUGGAUGUGGUGGUCUUAAACGCCACCUCUGCCAGAGUGUCAUGGAAACCUCCGGUUGCUGAGCGACAGCAUGGAAAGAUCCGUGGUUUCCAGGUGACAUACGCCAGACGAACUGCAGGGGAGAGAACAGUUUCGCCCAGAAUCAGGGAACACCUACUGAGAGACCCACAGCAGCCGCAGAAUGACUCAAUAGAACAUGAAGUGAUUUUGACCGAUUUGUGGCCGAACACUGAAUACUCUGUGACCGUGGCUGCAUUCACCUCAAAAGGCGAUGGAGCACGCAGCAAACCAAUCGUCAUCAGAACUAAACCAUCAUUGCCAGGUAUGCCUCUGCUCACAGUGGUGUCAUCAGAAGAUAGCACUGCCCUGCUAAAGUGGCAGCCUCCCCCUACCGGACUGUCCCCUGUGCUGGGAUACAGGCUCUCAUACGGCCAGGCCGACCCGUCCUCAGACACCUUUAUGGUACAGGAGCUGGACGCAGAGGAACGCUCCUACACAGUCUCAUCUUUAAGCGCAGGAGUGCUGUACGUCUUCCGCCUUGCGGCCCGCACUGUAUGGGGUUACGGUUCAAGUGCUCAAGUCACACUUCUAAUCCCAAACGUGGUGCAAACAACCACCGAUGGCAUGAUAACAGACCCCAUGACAACUGAGGGUCAAACCAUGAGCGUACAGGAAAACGUUCCAAUUUUGGCAAACCUAACAGCCGAAAGCAUCAACUCCUCAUCUGCGAUCCUGAGAUGGGAGCGACCAAAAAACUAUGACGGGAUUCAAGGUUACCGCGUGUGGUUCGCUGUCACCUAUAGUAAUGGCACAGACAUUGCCAUGGAAUCUGAUGUUUCGGAAACCACAGUGGUUCUUCAUGGCCUAAGGGCAAAUACUGAGUACGUGGCGAGAGUUUGCAUGCUUAGCAAACAAGGCCCCGGGCCCUAUAGUCUCCCCAUUUCCAUCAAAACACAACCCGCAGAGGAAGUUUUUGCUGUGAACUUCAAAGUGAAAGCUGCAAUGAAGAGUUCAGUUCUGCUGACCUGGGAGUCUCGAACCACCAGUAAUAAAGCGCAGUCUCUCAUCAUCUCAUAUGGCGAUGGCGAGAGUGUGGAGGUCGAUGGGCGGCUCGGGCAGAAGUUAGUGACUAAGCUAAAGCCUCAGUCUCUGUACAACUUUCUGUUAACCAGUAAAUCCGACAGCACUGGAGGCCUGCAGCACCGCACGGACGCCAUGACGGCUCCAAACCUGAUGACCAGGAAACCACAGCUGCUGGACAAGACCAGCUCGCAGAGCAUUGCCAUUCUGCAGCUGCCCACUGUACAAGGCCAGGCUAACGUCAGGGGUUUCUACAUUUUGGUCGUUCCUUUGAAAAGGCAGAGAGCAGGAAACUUCCAGAAUAUGUGGAGCGAUCCAGACGAGAUGAACCUCGAUGAGCUGCUGAGGGAGAUUAAUGGCACCGGUCGCUCUGUGCGUUUACGGAGGCAGGCAGAGGCAAAGCCUUACAUCACUGCUCAUUUCCAAAAUCUUCCUGCUGAAUUUAAGUUAGGAGAUGGACAUGUGUAUGGAGCCUUCAUGAACCGACCUCUGGUGAACGGACAGGAGUAUGUGUGCUUCGUACUGGCUAUUCUCGAACUGGGCCAGAAUACUGUCUACUCCACAAGCCCAUUCUCUGAUGCGGUGCUCUUCUCUGAUGUGGAGCCACAGCCAAUCGUAGAUGAGGAGGAGGGACUUCUGUGGGUGGUUGGACCAGUGUUGGCCGUCAUCUUCAUCAUCAGCAUCGUCAUCCUCAUCCUCCUCUUUAAAAGCAAACCAGACAGGAAGCGGGCAGAGUUGGAGGGCAGGAAGUGCAGCUUUCCCAGCAGCGGUAAAGCCAUGAGUUCCCAGCAUCCAUCUGACCCCGUGGAGCUGCGCAGAAUCAACUUCCCAACGGCUGGCAUGACCAGCCACCCGCCAGUGUCCGUCUCUGAACUGCCCGCUCACAUAGAGAGGAUGAAGGCCAAUGACAGCCUGAGGUUCUCUCAAGAGUAUGAGUCUAUUGAUCCAGGGCAGCAGUUCUCCUGGGAACAUUCUAACCUUGAGAUUAACAAGCCAAAGAACAGAUAUGCCAACGUCAUCGCCUACGACCACACCAGAGUCGCCCUCACCAACACUGAUGGUGUUGCUGGUGGUGACUACAUUAAUGCCAACUUCAUAGAUGGCUACCGCAGACAGGGUGCUUACAUCGCCACCCAGGGGCCCAUGCCAGACACGUUUAGUGACUUCUGGAGAAUGGUGUGGGAACAACACACAGCGAAUGUCAUUAUGAUCACCAAACUUGAAGAGAAAUCGAGGAUGCCUUCGUAUUUCUUCUCCAAGAAUAAGUGUGAUCAGUAUUGGCCCAGCAGAGGAACGGAAACAUACGGACUGAUGCAGGUCUCUCUACUGGACACGGUGGAGCUUGCAACCUACUGCGUCAGGACGUUUGCCCUCUUUAAGAGUGGGAGUGGUGAGAAGCGGGAGGUCCGUCAGUUCCAGUUUACAGCAUGGCCAGAUCAGGGGGUACCUGAACACCCUACUCCCUUCCUGGCCUUCCUCAGACGGGUCAAAGCCUGCAACCCCCCAGACGCUGGACCCAUUGUGGUCCACUGCAGUGCCGGUGUGGGCCGGACAGGCUGCUUCAUUGUGAUUGAUGCCAUGCUGGAACGAGUGAAGCAAGAGAAGACGUUAGAUAUUUACGGUCACGUGACUCUAAUGCGCUCUCAGCGAAACUACAUGGUGCAGACAGAGGAGCAGUAUGUCUUUAUUUAUGAGGCGCUGCUGGAGGCCGUUUCCUGCGGCAACACUGAAGUUCCGGCCCGGAACCUGUACGCCUACAUCCAGAGACUGUCACAGACGGAGCCGCCGGAGCACAUCAGCGGAAUGGAGCAGGAGUUUAAACGGUUAGCUAAUGCCAAAGCGCAUAACUCCAGAUUCGUCAGUGCCAGCCUUCCAUGCAAUAAGUUCAAGAACCGGUUGGUGAACAUCAUGCCAUAUGAGAGCACACGUGUGUGUCUGCAGCCAAUCAGAGGAGUGGAGGGAUCUGACUACGUCAAUGGCAGUUUUAUAGACGGCUACAGGCAACAGAGGGCGUAUAUUGCGACUCAGGGGCCACUGGCAGAGACAGUUGAAGAUUUCUGGAGAAUGCUUUGGGAACACAAUUCUACUAUAGUAGUUAUGCUUACUAAACUCAGAGAAAUGGGAAGGGAGAAAUGUCAUCAGUACUGGCCGUCUGACCGAUCAGCCCGAUACCAGUACUUUGUUGUGGAUCCCAUGGCGGAAUACAACAUGCCUCAGUAUAUACUCCGAGAGUUUAAAGUCACAGACGCCAGGGAUGGACAAUCCAGAACAGUCCGGCAGUUUCAGUUCACGGAUUGGCCAGAGCAGGGUGUGCCAAAAUCUGGCGAAGGGUUCAUUGACUUCAUUGGUCAAGUGCACAAAACAAAAGAACAGUUCGGUCAGGAUGGGCCAAUCACAGUACACUGCAGUGCUGGCGUUGGAAGGACAGGUGUAUUUAUCACUCUCAGUAUAGUGUUGGAGAGGAUGCGUUAUGAGGGAGUAGUCGAUAUCUUCCAGACUGUCAAAAUGUUGCGAACUCAAAGACCAGCCAUGGUGCAGACAGAGGAGCAGUACCAGUUCUGCUAUCGAGCAGGGCUGGAAUACCUGGGCAGUUUUGAUCACUAUGCAACAUAAAACCUUCCCCUGGACCAAGAGCCACCUCAUCAUCAUCACCACCACCACAACAUCACAGCGAGACCUGCGUCUGAUCAAUCCGACAGCUUCUUUCUGCUGCUCAAGAGUCUGUUUGAUUCCUCCAGACAGCACACAGUUUAACAGUCAGCCAGAGAGGUCAGCUGCGAUACUGCGUUGUCACCACAAAUUGCAGCUCCAGUCAUAGAACUGAAAGUUGUCAAGUCAUAUUGGGACUGGAGGAAAUCGGUAUGUGCUGUCUGGACCGAUUCAAUAGACCAGUGAGACUCCGAAAGCAUUAGAAGAGACAACAAUCAAACAGUUGAAUGCUACUUUAUACUUGUCCGAAUUUAUGAACCACCAAACCCCUCGCAAAAAAAACAACAGUCAUGUUUAUAACAGGAUGCAGUCCGAGUGUAGAGUUGCCACUGUUUUUAGUCACCAGUUUGUAUAACGGAUCCACCAACUCACUUGUUUAAGUGAUUCGUACAAAAUGAAAUUCAACAACACAGCCUAAGUAUUGGUGCUUACGCCAGUUUCCUGUUUGUUUAUCUGUAGCGCGCACACACACACAAGCGUAGAUAUAUACGUACAAAUCUAUCACAGAUUUAAGACGAGAAAAAAGUAAGUUAAAAUGGAGAUUUGUCUCAAAAGCUGUGCAAUAUUGAACGUGAUUAUUGAUCGCACCUUCGAGUUUUAAAACACUCAAGUAUUAGAGAUAUUCUCACUGUAAUUAUAUGGUCUCAUUAAUCUUAUAUUAUAUAAAGUAUAAAAUAAAAUGUUAUUACGCAUAUUGGCACAUAUAAAUAUACAUAUAUAUCUAAAGCGUCAAUGUAUUGAGUGAUAUUUAUACUAUGUGAGUAAAUACUUGUCAGUUGCACAUACGUUAAGAAAAGUACUGAUUGCAGUAAAACAGAUUUUUAUUUUCACUACUGUUGACCAAAACAACUAUUUUAGAGGUUUUGUUGGUUUGUUCGAAGGCUGAAUGGCACCAGACUCGCUACAACAGAAGGUUGACGUGUUCAGAAACAAUAACAUAAUGGAUCAUUCGACACUGGUAGUGCCUUAUCAUAGUCACAUGUUUAAAAUGGUUCGCUAUUAAAGUUAUGCGUUUCACAUUUAUGGAUAUGAAUCUGCUUUUAUGUACUAAAUAAAUAAAUAAAUACUAGCUAUUUCCGCCAGAGUGAAUUUUACAAUAUAUUUCACACCAAACACCAAGGCGGUUUGUUCGUUCAAGUGAAGUACUGCCAAGAUGACUAGACAAUUAUAUUAUGGAAAGCCAAUACGUGUCUAUUUUUGAGAGGACACACGUUUAUUGUAUCUAUAAUGGGCCAAGAGAUCUCCAUAUUCCAUUACAUGUGUACUGAUUAUCGUAGGAUCAAUUAUUUGUAUUUGAAAAUCAGUAUUGAAACAAGACAUAGUUUUGCGUUUCAGUCCAUACUGCUGCAGGAAUUGCUCAUUUCUGAAUGUUAAUGUCUGUAUUUUUAUUAAUUGUAUCGCAUUGUCAGAGAUGAUGCGAUUUUUAUUUAUUUUUUUUUAUCUCACGGCAGUUUGUAACGUUUUUAUUUAGUGGAUAAUUAAUAUUAAUUUGUUUGUUCUCAUUUGUACAUUUAAGUGUGAUUUGCUCAUCCCCCAAUCCGGGGUUGACCUGCUUUUUAAAAUCGUACGUUUUCAUUUGAAUGAAAUCAGAUUAUCCAACUCUAUCUCACAGCAAUUCGUAACAUUAAUUUAGUGGCUAAUUCGUACGAUCUCAUUCAUACAAUUUAGGAUGUUUUUCUUAUCCCCCAAUGUUGAGGUGGGGUUGGGUUAAAAUUGUACAUUUGGGACACACAUUUAUUGUAUCUAUAAUGGGCCAAAAGAUCUCCAUAUUCCAUUACGUGUACUGAAUAUUACAGUAUCAAUUAUUUGUAUUUGAAAAUCAGUAUUAAAACGAGACAGUUUUGCGUUUUAAUCCAUACUGCUGCAGGAAACGCUCAUUUCUAAAUGUUUAUGUCCGUUUUCAUGUCUGUUAAUAUUCUUAGUUUUCAUUUAGUGACUAAUUCGUAUUAAUUUAUGCGUUCUCAUUCGUAUAUUUAAGUGUGAUUUGCUCAUCCCCCAAAGUGCGGCUGACCUACUUUAAAAAAUUUAAAAGUUAAAAUCGGAUUAUUCAACAUGAUCUCACUGCAAUUCAUAACUUAUUGAAUUAGUGGCUAAUUCAUAAUCUCAUACAAAACGUUUUGCUCAUCCCUCAAUGACGGUUAUGUGCCACACCUUUUUAAAAUCGUACAUUUUUGUAAAUUGGAACUUGUAUAAAUUAUUAGGGAUGUCUGACGUGAAACUUAUGUUUCGACAUAGUGUCGAGUUCCUGAAGCGCAAGUGUUUCGAAACAUUGCACCGAAGCAUGACCUGAAACACCCAGGUCACAUGACUAAGGUGAUUCAAAACACACAGGUCACAUGACUAAAAUGUUUCGAAACACCUGGUCACGUAAGUUAAGGGAUUCAAAGCAUCGAUUAUUUCAGAAGCAUUUCGAAACAUGGCAAAUCUGCAUUUGACGCAGGGUCAGGACAACACUCUGGCUGCGUCCGAAACCGCCUACUACUCAGUAGGUACUGUAUUUGAAUUUAAACGUACUGCUUGUCCGUUAGAAAAGUAUGUUCUAUACAGUAUGAAUGUAAGAAGUAUAAAUGAAAUUCGGACGCCAUUUUGUCAUCAUCAUGUGUCCUACCUGCGUCAGUUGCGCCGCUUCACUCCCAUUCAUGAAUUCUCUCGCAGGGCAUUAUGGGAUAGCGCAGUGUGCAUGGGAUGCGGACUUCAGAAUCUCGCCGAAGUAAUGUCAUCCGGGUACUUCCUGCAUACUGAUUUUCAAAUUCUAUGAAUUCGGACAUACUACUCGGCUCGCAUACUGAUUUUAGCGUACUGUAUAGUAUGGAAGUAUGUGGUUUCGGAUGCAGCCUCUGUCUCUUAGGGGGACCGUGUGUGUGCACCUAGUUAAUGUGCUGUAAAUGGCUUGUACAAAUGGCUUGUACAAAUACUCUGAAAUGAUGAUUUUAUGUAUUUUAAUAAUGCUACUGUUUAAUGGUGUAGUCUAAAUAGGAUCCAGCUGCAGAUAUGCCAUCAAUAUAGCAUCAUUUUUGAAACACUGUAUAACAAUAAUUCAUAUUUUUACAGGACAGUGAUGGUUGGGUUUAGGGUUUGAGUAGACGUUAAUAAAAUACAAUAAAUAGGAAAUUUUUUGAAUAAUAUAAAGAAUUCCCAUUUACUUCCGGUCGCAACCGUAUCUGAUCUAGCAAGAACAGUUUACGACCAAAACAAGACAUUUAUUUAUAAAGUGUUCACUUGGAUGUCAAACCGAUGUUAAGAACAGAGCAUUUCAAAUCUAACAUCUAUAGCUGCAUCACCUUGGGUUCAAACCCAUUAUCUCUGCAUGCUAGUCAGGAACUCUUACCGCUUCCCUAAAUCACUUGAAGCUUCAACUCAAUGUGGAGUUUAAUACCUCAAUUUGCUAAACUGUUUCUUUGCUGAAGCUGUUCCAGUGCAAUACACAAAAAAAUGACCACUAGGUGUCACUGUAGAGAGGUUUCAAAACAUUUUGAAGCUUCAAUAAAUUUGCUUUGACUGGUUGUGUUUUACGAAGCCUCUCUUUGCCCACCACUAUGAAUUAGCCACUAAACUGACAAAACGUAAAAUAGUUAUUUUUCUUCUUGAGAUCAGGCUGGAUGAUCCUCUUUUCUGACAAUAUGUAAAAUAGUUGUUUUUUCAUACAUUUGAAAGGAGGGGGAUUUCGAAAAGCGUUGCUUAAAACCAACUAAAGUUAAAAUUUCAAGUUUCAUCGUAAGUUUGAUCCAGAAUUAGAUUCCUAAACGCAUUUAAAAAGGAGAUCUAGCGCUCAGAAAUAAAAAUGGCCCAUGUAUGGUUUAUGACAGUCUGGUUGUGGUUUUGGAAAUGGCUGCACUCUUGUUCUAUGCACUAACCCUUACACUUUCUUCAACACAGAAUGUUCUUUUUAAUGAAUGAGAUGAAUUUCACAGUGUCGCUCACAGUGUGUGCAUGUUAAGACGAAAACAAAAAGUCUUGGUUCCAAAGCUUAAGACAGUAUGCGCAUAAUGUUAUUGUUGUACUUUAGAUGACAGGGUGGUCUAAUAUGAGUGGUUUUUCCUUCUAGUCCAGUGCUAAUAGUCAUCAUUUAGUAAUUUUCAAGGAAGUCUGGUCACCAAGAACUUCAGCUCAUUUCACUUUCGAUGGAAGGAAAUGUUUCGAUUUCUUUGCAGCCUUUUUUCUACCAGAUUUGAGUUAGUUGUAUUUGAGAUUCUAACUGACAAAUCUUCCGCUAUCUACCUUGUUUAUUUUAGUACACUUUACAGCAUAUUCUUAUCAGAACCAAGUUUCAGGGUUUUUCAAAUUUCAACUUUUGUUGAAACUAGCUAAGCUUAUUUUUUCAAGAGGAUAUAUAUAUCAAUUAUUAGCAUUUGUUUAAUGGGACAUUCUCUGCUAAUCUCAAUGUCAGUGUUUUAAGGGAAAAAAACAAACAAACACAUCUAUUUUCCAGUGCAUGACAGUCCCCAUUUGUACAAUGCGAAGGCACCGUCUGAUUUUGAUGAUUCAUGACUAUGACAUUGUUCCAUGUGAAAAAUAAACUAGCACAAUCUAUAUCAUGUAAUCUGACCAAAUAUGCAUUGUAUCACCAUUUUCAUAUUGUCAGACGUUGUGAGUGGUUUUACAAUUUCACCCAUCGAUUAAUGUGAAACACAAAAGGGAAAUCUUUUACCUCUGAUUUUGUAGUAAAUGUAAAUAUUUCAGAGGACGUUUUCUUUUUUUAAUUUUCCUACUUUAUGUUGUAAGGACAGAUGUGUGAGAAUACAAUUGUAUUGGAAAAGUUUUAUUUGUUACAAAUAAAAUGGUAAGAAUAGC
Molecule: messenger RNA, 11419 nt
Organism: Danio rerio (zebrafish)
Lineage: Eukaryota; Metazoa; Chordata; Actinopteri; Cypriniformes; Danionidae
Source: RefSeq, a predicted model, not a curated record